CUAUCAGAUCCAGGACCCACCAAUGGACGACCAACCAAAGCAAAAAGUGAAGAUUCCCUGCAAUCAUAUGUUAGACUACAUACAAUUGAAGAGUGGAGGAUGGCCCGGAUCAUUUGACUAUGAUGUAAAUACUUGCGCAGGAUGCCAUGAAGACUACGGGUACUGCUAUUGGUGCCCAAGCUGCAGUUUUCGAGCGCAUUCCGAAUGCAUCGAGUGGCCAGACACCAUCGACCACCCGUGUCACUCCAGACAUCCUCUCAAGAAGGUCUCUCCCGGGACAAUUGACUAUACAGAUGGCAAAUGCCAUUUUUGUAGAGAAAAACUUAUUGAUCCAAUGUAUCAUUGUUCCUUAUGUAACUUCAGCAUAGAUGUGAACUGUUGGAGGCAUCCACCACAUCGUACUAUAUAUCAACCAAAGAGCCAUGACCAUGCAUUCACGCUCAUGCCUAGAAAGAUCACCUUCACUUGUAAUGCAUGUGGGAUGGUUGGUGACACCAAUCCUUACUUUUGUUCUGAGUGUGGUUUCAUGCUACAUAAAGACUGCAUCGAUUUGCCCCGAGUCAUAAACAUCAACCGUCAUGACCACCGCAUUUCCCGUACUUAUCAUCUCGGCCACGGAGUUUGGGAUUUGUGUGGAGUUUGCCGCAAAGAGAUAGAUUGGAGUUUCGGAGCUUUCACUUGCAAGCGCUGUCCUCAUUAUGUUGUCCAUCCAAAGUGUGCGACAAGGAAAGAUGUGUGGGAUGGAAAAGAACUCGAAGAUGAGCCUGAAGAAGAAGAAGAAAUUGAAGAUCCAUACAAGGUAAUAAAUGAUAGAGAAAUCAUUCAUUUCAGUCAUGAACAUAAUCUACGGCUUGGUGAUGAUAAUGUCACCGAUUACGAAAAGGUGAGGUGCGACGCUUGCAUAUUUCCAAUCAAGUCUGAUAUAUUCUUCAAAUGUGUGCAUUGCGAGUUCUUCCUUCAUAAAGUAUGUGCUAGUCUUCCUCGGAGGAAACGAAGCAUCAUGCACACGGACAAGCUCAAUUUACGGGUUAAGGAUAAGGCUGCAGGCAAGUAUUUCAAGUGUACAUCUUGUGCCAAAUUAUUCGAUGGCUUCAGGUACAAAACAACGUUUAAUAAAUUUGAUGUUUGGUGCGGCUCUAUUUCUGAGCCUUUUCACCAUAUACUGCAUCCCCAUCCCUUAUACCACAUCUUUUCACCAAAGGGAAGUUAUAAUACUUGUGGAGCAUGUGACAAACCUACACAGUACGUGUUAAGCUGUACUGUUUGUGAGUUUACUCUAGGAAUGGAUUGUGCCACUUUACCAAAUAAAGUGAAACACGCAUGCGACAGUCAUGAUUUAUCGUUGCAUCGUGGCGUUCAUGAAAACUCCAAGGGUCAGUUGUGGUGUGAUAUAUGUGAGAAAAAAAUGAAUGGAAGCCUAUGGUUUUAUGGUUGUGAUGAUUGUGGAUCCACUCUCCAUACCAAAUGUGUAUUCGGAGAUAUGUAUUACUUGAAGCCAGGGAAACGAUACGGCGAAGCUGAACUAGUUGCCAACGAUGGUAUGAGUAGACCUUUUUGCAUAAUGUGUGGAAAGCGUUGCAGGUUCCCUUCCUUCCUUAAAGCUACUUCUCCAGAUUCGACUGUUGUGUUCGCUUGUUCAAUGGACUGUGCAUACGAUAGCCUCUGGAAGGAACGCCCCCACUUAGUGGAGAAAUGGUUUUAUGAAGUUAAUCAUUAAAUGUCUCAAAGGUUCACAAGGCACA
This is a messenger RNA of Camelina sativa (false flax), 1742 nucleotides long. The record is from RefSeq and is a predicted model, not a curated record. Lineage: Eukaryota; Viridiplantae; Streptophyta; Magnoliopsida; Brassicales; Brassicaceae.